GUUUUUUUUAAACACCCGAGAGCAGUGCUCCCAGUGGUGAGCUGGUGGUAGUUGGCGGAACAAUGGAACUGAGGAAUAAGCCUAACGCUGUCUUCAUGGCCUUCGGCACCAAAGGCGACGUUUUUCCUCUUGCUGCUCUUGCGGUGGCUUUUGCUCUUGAUCAGGAGCAAUACCAUGUAACCUUCAUAACUCAUUCAGCGCAUGAGAGCUUAACCCAGAAUUUGCUGCAAAAAGGUGUUGCUUGUAUUGCAGUCUCAUCACCACCUACACUUUCUCCUGUUAAUGAAAAUGACACUGAAGAUAUUGCAAACUCUUUUUCCUUGGAGAAAAGCAAAAUUACAAGAGAACAUAGGCAAGAGUGUCUUUCCAUAUUUGGAAGGAUAUUUGCAGAUGGCUUAAGCUUAGAGAAUGAUGUGGUUGUGAUAAACUUUUUUGCAUUGGAGGGCUGGAGCCUCGCAGAACUUUAUAAUAUCCGGUGUGUUGUUGCUGCUCCUUAUGUUGUCCCUUACAGUGCCCAUUCAUCAUUUGAACGUCACUUUCAAAAUGAACUUCCGCAUUUAUACAAGUAUCUUAAAGAGGCUCCUCCUACCAAGAUUUGCUGGGAUGAUGUUAUUCAUUGGAUGUGGCCGCUUUUUACAGAAGAUUGGGGAUCAUGGAGAUCUGAUGAACUAAAUCUGAGUCCCUGGCCUUUCACAGAUCCAGUUACAGGUCUCCCUAAGUGGCAUGACAGGACUGCAUCUCCUCUUUUACUGUAUGGAUUUAGCAAAGAAGUUGUAGAAUGCCCUGAUUAUUGGCCUUUAAAUGUUCGUGUUUGUGGCUUCUGGAUGCUCCCAAAGGAAUGGCAGUAUUCAUGUAGCAAAUGUCAGAAACUCUCAAUGCAGCUUUCCCCAGAAUGCUUGCACACUGAGGAUGCUUUAUGUACAACUCACAGUGGCCUUCAAUCUUUUCUUAAGAGUUCAGCAUCAUCACUGGUUUUCAUAAGUUUGAGUUCUGUUGGAAGUAUGGGUUUUUUAAGGAACGCCCGUCAGUUUCUUCAAGUUCUUCAAGCAGCUUUAAAUAUCACAAGUCACAGGUUCAUUCUACUCACAGCUGGAUGUGAAUCUCUGGAAGCUGCAAUACAAGUCAUUGCUGCUGAAAGUACGUCUAGUUCACAACAAAUAGAGUUGAGUAACAAAGGAAUUACUCUUUUUGGAGGCAGACUUUUUUGUUUUUCUGGUUCCAUACCGUAUAGUUGGAUGUUUCGAAGAUGUGAUGUUGCCAUUCAUCAUGGAGGCAGUGGAUCCACCGCAGCUGCACUACUUGUGGGAAUUCCACAGAUAUUGUGUCCAUUUCUUUUUGAUCAGUUCUAUUGGGCAGAUAGGAUGUUCUGGCUUGGAGUUUCACCAGAACCAUUGAAGAGAAAUGACUUGAUUCCGGUUGAUGGUGGCUAUAAAAGCAUCAAAGAAGCUGCAGAAAAAUUGGUAAGGUCCAUAAGUUAUGCCCUGUCUCCAGAAGUCAGAGCAUGUGCGUUGGAGGUUGCUGAAAGAUUAUCUCUUGAGGAUGGACUAUCAGAAGCUGUUAGAAUUUUAAAGGAAGAAUUGAGCAAAUAGUUUGUUCUUCUCUUCUUGAUCAUGGGUUGGAUAAUGUCACAGAAGUGUUAGUUUCAAAUUACAAUCCUUCGACUCACAAUGUGGCUGCUGUAAACCAUGGAGGGUAUAACAGUUGCAUAACACCGCAGGGAGCCAAAGUGUACCAGAGUGGAAAUGACAGUAUCAGACUUGUCAGAGGACAGAACUUUUUCAUUUGCAGCAUUUCUUUUCAUUGUCAAGUCGAAUGAAGAUGGCUAUUUUUGCAAUAUGAUCCAUAUGUAUUUAUAUAUCAUAUAUGAUAUAAAUCACAUUUGUCAAAUGGCCUUAUAACUAUAUGUAUUUUGCUUCUUUUUUUUUA
Daucus carota subsp. sativus is the source of this 1926-nucleotide messenger RNA. Its product is annotated as sterol 3-beta-glucosyltransferase UGT80B1. NCBI's taxonomy places the organism in Eukaryota, Viridiplantae, Streptophyta, Magnoliopsida, Apiales, Apiaceae. The record is from RefSeq and is a predicted model, not a curated record. Gene Ontology annotation, molecular function: UDP-glycosyltransferase activity. The coding region runs from base 63 to 1589 and encodes 508 amino acids. The transcript has 16 exons.